Messenger RNA from Drosophila persimilis, 616 nucleotides. RefSeq lists its product as uncharacterized. Bases 38 to 454 code for a protein of 138 amino acids. The record is from RefSeq and is a predicted model, not a curated record. NCBI's taxonomy places the organism in Eukaryota, Metazoa, Arthropoda, Insecta, Diptera, Drosophilidae. The transcript has a single exon.
ACUAUUUUACACACGAAAAUACAUAUAAUACACUCAAAUGGGGUCGUCCGUAGAUAUUCCGGAGGUGGAUAUGCUAAGUGUGUCCAAGAGCUCAGAGGUGGAGCGUCGAGCGAUUCUGGGCUUCGCUCCUCGUAUUAAUCUGGUGACCGUGGACUACGGGGAUCUGGAGAAAAUCGACACCUUCUACUUGGACAGCCAGAGGUAUCGCGACUACUACCGGGACCCCUACGACAAGCUGCCGAAACCGGAACGAUUCAAAUACCACCAGGGAAAAUGUGGCAUUAAGCUGGAUCACAGUGUGGAGCAGAUGCGACGCCCCAUCAGUUGGGUUGAGGAGCGCAAGCCUGUGGUGUAUCCGUUGAAAUAUGGCACCCCAAUGAGACUGGGGACAUCGGCGGCAUCCAUGAUGCGGGGCCGCUACGAUCUCGGCAGCUGCAUCCGCUACAAACGCUAGAUAGACUCUCGAGACCACGAGAUUUCUGUUGCUUUCCCAGAGGAUCCUAGUUCUCACACAGCAUCUGAUAUCCGGCAAAGGAUCGGAUCUAAGUGCCGAGUAGGCUUCACUGUAAAAGCACUAGUAAAUCAAAUAGUCAAUAAAAUUUAUGUAUUGCCUGAA